AUGAAUAUGUUAAGAAAUACACCCAUCACUGUGGUGCCUCCUCUCAUCUCUAAAAUAUCAACACUAUCUGAUUCUAAGGAAAGGGAGAGCCCUCUUCAAACCUCUUCUCCAAUGGCUGAAGAAUGGAGAAGAAGUAAGCCCCUAAAGAAAAGCCAUAAGAGUAAGAAACAAGCCGAUAUGAAAGUGGAGAAGCCACCUACUUUGAGAGCCUUCAGAAGCUUCUUCUCAUGCAAGGACUACCAAGUAGUGCAAGGGAACAAGAGGAAGUGCAAGAGGAUUGUGUGCUCUGGUUCUCUCUGUAGCUUGAAGGACAGCUCAAGUGUCAUAAGGCCAGAAACAACUUCCCCUGAGGUCUACAAGAAAAUGGCUUCUAGCAGAUCCUUCAAAACUCCUCCCAAUGAGACCAACAGAGCUGUUUCCACCUCCUGUUCUUCUUUUAAUUCUUCUGCUUCUAUAACUGCCCCUUCGUCGUCAUCAUCAUCAUCAUUAUCUUCAUCCUCUUCUUCUCUUGGUGGGUCUUUCAGAGGAAAGCAUCUGAGAAGGUUUUCUGGUUGUUAUGAGUGUCAUGUGGCACUUGAUCCUACUAAUGGGGUGUCAAGGGCUCCUUCUUCUAUCUGUCCUUGCCCUGACUGUGGGGAGAUUUUUAUGAAACCAGAGAGUUUGGAGCUUCACCAGGCAGUUAGGCAUGCAGUAUCAGAACUAGGUCCAGAUGACACAAGUCGAAACAUAGUAGACAUAAUAUUUCAAUCAAGUUGGCUCAAGAAAGAACCUCCAAUGUGCAAGAUAGACAGGAUCCUAAAGGUCCACAGCACCCAGAAGACCAUAGCUGAAUUCGAAAACUACAGAGACUCCAUAAAGAGUAGAGCUAACAAGGUAGCAAAAAAGCACCCAAGGUGCAUUGCUGAUGGCAAUGAACUCCUGAGAUUCCACUGCACCACCUUUGCAUGCUCUCUCGGCCUCAACGGCUCCACCAACUUGUGCCAAUCAGUUCCACAAUGCCAUGUGUGCAGCAUCAUAAGAAAUGGAUUUAAGAUAGACAGUCUUGGAAAGAUCCAAACUAUGGCUACCAGUGGCAGGGCGCAUGAUAUGGCUCAGAUUGCAUCAGAUGAUGCAAAAAGGGCUAUGUUGGUUUGCAGAGUGAUUGCAGGGAGAGUGAAGAAGAGCCAAGAUGCUUUGGAGGAAUGCGAUUCAGUCGCCAAUCAGGCAGGAAUUUACUCAAAUUUGGAUGAGCUCUUUGUAUUUGAUCCUAAAGCCAUCCUCCCUUGUUUUGUUGUUGUUUACAGUGAUUACUAGAGAUCUCUGUAGGUGACUUCUGUGUGAUGGUUUAACUUAACAAGCAGGCUUUGUUUAAUUAACUCCUUUGUGGAAUCUCAUAGGUUGCAUAUUUCCUU
Molecule: messenger RNA, 1391 nt
Organism: Elaeis guineensis (African oil palm)
Lineage: Eukaryota; Viridiplantae; Streptophyta; Magnoliopsida; Arecales; Arecaceae
Source: RefSeq, a predicted model, not a curated record